GACGCGAAUAAAAGUGUUUGUUUAGUAAUUCGAGUGGCGCAGGUGCGGGACCGAAAGUGCGUUUUUAUGUAAAUAGAGGUGGGAAAUGUGAGCGUCCGGGCGCCGUGCUUUCACUUCGCUGUCGGGGUGUCUGCUUCGGGGAUUUUCACACAAACACGAGCGCAACAGCGCUCCGUCAGUGUGUCCAGGUCGCGAUGCCGCACAUCCCGGUGCCGGUUCUGCACGUGACUCUGCUGCUCUCGGCGCUGCCCAUCCAGCUUCUCAUCGCCAGGUGGAGCGGAACCUCGGCGGCGGAGCGCAGGAGCGCCAUGCACCGACUUGUUACCGUCUGGAACGAUUUACGGAAAAGCGUGACACGUUGGACAGAGUGGAUCAAGCAGUGGGUCUCCGACCUUCUUACACCGCCUGCAGCCGAGGAGAACCUGGACCCCCAGGGCGAGUCUGUGGCUCUCGAGGUUCUCCUCCACGACAACGAUCAGGGAUACUUUGGAGCCUCCAGGGAGGUGCGCAGCCCCAGGCCCCCCCACGUCUUGCACAGGGUCGGUGAGGUCAUCAUGGAUAAGAAUAACCGCAUGGUGGGUGUCAUCGUCAGCUGGGACGAGAAGCUGAAGGCACCAGCCGAAUGGAAGAGGAGGAUGUACGCGAGCCACGAGCUCCAAGCCGUGGAGGACACCCCCCACUACAAGGUGAUCUUCAGUGGUCCGGGGCAGUCAUCGAUCCUUGUCGGGUACCUUCCGCAGACGUUGCUCAUGCGUUUCUCCGGCUUUCAGCAGCCCAGCAUUCCCACUUUGGAUCAUUACUUCAGCCACUUUGACGGGGAACGCUUCGUCAUGCAGCCGUGGCUCCAGGAACGGUUCCCCGAGGACUGAUGGACUUGGGGGCAGAGUCAGACCGCAGUGGGCGUGGCUUGUUGCUCGGCUCCUCCCUCAGGACAACAGAAACCAAACUCUAUGAUCAGGAUCCUUUACAUGAAUAUGCAUCCCAAUGGAAGACUUUUAAUGUGUUCCAAUAUAACUGGAAAACUGAAGGUUUUAAUGUAUGAAUGUUGUCAUUUUAUUUUUUUAACCAUGAAAGGUAAAUGUGUUAUAAAAUCAAAAGUGUAAAUUGUACAGAAGGGGUAAUUACUAAGAUAUGGAAAAACAUAACUGUGAAACAUAUAACUGUGUUCCACAGCUGUGUUUCGAUGUCAGCAUCCAUCAGAGGGUCAUUUUAUUACUCUGUAAAUUUUCCUGGCACCUUACAAAGCAGCUCUGGUAGGACAAGGCUGUGGAACCGCUGUUUGGACCUUAAAGGCUCCUGAACGUGGCCCUCAUAUUUACUGCUCCGUAAAUGAGAAGGACUUUUCCCGGCACAGCCGUACGGUGCUGUUAACGCAUUUGAAAUAUAAUAAAGUGGAGAAGACAUCCACCGCG
Molecule: messenger RNA, 1412 nt
Organism: Scleropages formosus (Asian bonytongue)
Lineage: Eukaryota; Metazoa; Chordata; Actinopteri; Osteoglossiformes; Osteoglossidae
Exons: 7
Coding region: 195-869 (224 amino acids)
Molecular function (GO): DNA binding
Source: RefSeq, a predicted model, not a curated record